This is a messenger RNA of Hyphopichia burtonii NRRL Y-1933, 500 nucleotides long. RefSeq names its product cytochrome c oxidase subunit VI (gene COX6). The record is from RefSeq and is a predicted model, not a curated record. Bases 34 to 474 code for a protein of 146 amino acids. Gene Ontology annotation, biological process: mitochondrial electron transport, cytochrome c to oxygen. Lineage: Eukaryota; Fungi; Ascomycota; Pichiomycetes; Serinales; Debaryomycetaceae. Gene Ontology annotation, cellular component: mitochondrial inner membrane. The transcript has 2 exons.
AACAUCUUCUUUUAAUUCCAGAUAUAUAGCAUAAUGUUUACUAAUACCAUUCGUUCUGCUCUUAGAGCAAGAGUUGUUCCAACUCCAAGAAUCGCCAAUGUGAUGAGAAGCCCAAUGAUCAGAAGUUUCCCAAACCAAGUUAGAUUAUACUCUGAUCAUCACGAAGAAACUUUUGAAGAAUUCACUGCUAGAUACGAACAAGAAUUUGAAGAAGCUUAUGAUUUAUUCGAAGUUCAAAGAAUUUUAAAUAACUGUUUUUCUUAUGAUUUAGUUCCAGCACCAAUUGUUAUUGAAAAAGCUUUACAAGCAUGUAGAAGAGUUAAUGAUUAUCCAACUGCAGUUAGAACUUUUGAAGCUUUAAGACACAAGGUAGAAACCAAUCAACAAUAUGAAGCUUACUUGGAAGAAUUGAAAGAUAUUAGACAAGAAUUAGGUAUUGAUUUGAAAGAAGAUUUAUACGCUGAUGAAGCUUAAAUAAAAGAAAGAAAGAACCAAAAAAU